Molecule: messenger RNA, 684 nt
Organism: Gongylonema pulchrum
Lineage: Eukaryota; Metazoa; Nematoda; Chromadorea; Rhabditida; Gongylonematidae
Source: the annotation of a GenBank genome assembly
CUGCAUUUUUUAGCCUACAAAACGGUAACUGGUGUCAACGGUCCGUUGGUGAUUUUGGGUGAUGUGAAAUUUCCUCAAUAUGCAGAAAUUGUGCAGCUUACACUUCCCGAUGGUACAAAACGAUCUGGACAAGUGCUUGAAAUCACACGUAAUAAGGCUGUUGUACAGGUUUUCGAGGGAACUGCUGGAAUUGAUGCAAAAAAUACAUCAUGCGAAUUUACUGGCGAUAUUCUACGAACCCCGGUAUCCGAAGAUAUGCUUGGCCGUAUAUUUAAUGGUUCUGGUAAACCAAUUGAUAAGGGUCCACCGGUUUUGGCGGAAGAUUUCCUGGAUAUCAAUGGUCAGCCAAUAAAUCCACGAUCACGGAUUUAUCCCGAAGAAAUGAUUCAGACGGGAAUUUCGGCAAUUGAUGUUAUGAAUUCAAUUGCGCGUGGCCAAAAAAUUCCAAUAUUUUCGGCUGCUGGUCUUCCACACAAUGAAAUUGCGGCGCAAAUUGUGCGGCAAGGUGGUCUGGUGAAGUUACCUGAUCGACCACACGACGCGAAAGAGGAAAAUUUUGCAAUUGUCUUUGCGGCAAUGGGUGUCAACAUGGAGACUGCUCGAUUUUUCAAGCAAGAUUUCGAGGAGAACGGUUCCAUGGAAAGUGUUUGCCUGUUCCUGAAUCUUGCCAAUGAUCCCACGUAA